This is a messenger RNA of Rotaria sp. Silwood2, 487 nucleotides long. NCBI's taxonomy places the organism in Eukaryota, Metazoa, Rotifera, Eurotatoria, Philodinida, Philodinidae. The record is from the annotation of a GenBank genome assembly.
CCGUCUUUGAUUUCUUCUACUAUUAAAUUUCAACAAUCAAUGAGAUUAUUCAAGGUAAUAAUCAAUAUAUAUUUAUACUUUUGUAUUUUUAUUAAUAAUUUUUGAUUAAUAGUUAGUUCAAAAGAAUCACUUAUCUAAUGAAAUCUUCAUACGAGCUAAUGCUAUUCUUCACAAACUUCUUCUUUCAAUAUGUACAAAUGAAAUAGAUGAAUCAAUUCUUAUUGCUUGUUUAUCGUUGGCAACAAAACUAAAUGAACAUUCUACUCAUUUGAACAUAACACUUUUCAAUAGUAAUUCAUUAUUAACGAAUGAAAACUUGAUAUGCAAUACACUUGAUUGGGAUAUUGAUAUAAUAACACCGAUCAACUAUGUUGAAGCAAUUCUAUUACAUGUGCUGAAUUAUUCCAUUCGAGAUCGUCUUCGACAAUUAACUUAUGAAUUGAUUGUGUUAUGUUUAACUGGUAAGACCAUUUUUUUAUAUGAUUGA